Molecule: messenger RNA, 652 nt
Organism: Agrilus planipennis (emerald ash borer)
Lineage: Eukaryota; Metazoa; Arthropoda; Insecta; Coleoptera; Buprestidae
Product: protein crumbs-like
Exons: 2
Coding region: 69-575 (168 amino acids)
Biological process (GO): Notch signaling pathway
Molecular function (GO): Notch binding; calcium ion binding
Source: RefSeq, a predicted model, not a curated record
UGGUAAAGGGCUCGAUAUACGUCGGGGGAAGUGAUAACAAAACUUUCGAUUAUUGGGGUGUUAUUAACAUGAUAGAAAUGAACGGUACGCGUACGAAAGUCACAACCGAAACAACGACCGAUUCAAUAUUUACAAGUAGUGCAAUCGAUUUGCCCGGAAAUGUUGUUACUACAGAUGUGCCCUUCUAUUCGUACAAGGCUGAUAUCAAUAAAAACACCGACUACUUCAAAGGUUGUAUGGGUGAGGUUCGCAUAGGUCAUCUUCUAGUUCCUUUCUUUACUGCUGAAGAUCUUUACCAAAAUGGUAAGAAACCCGUUGAAUAUUUCGAAUUGGAAAAACGUUGGCUUGAAACGGAUUGUAAAUUAUGUUUUAACACCGACUGUUUCAAUGACGGUUACUGCAUCGAUCCUAAAAAGACAUACCAAUGUCAAUGUCAGCCUGGAUUCACAGCCGAAGAUUGUUCUGUCGAUAUUAACGAAUGCGAAAGAAACGAAUGCCAGAACAAUUCCACCUGUCUCGAUCUUAUCGCCAAAUAUGAAUGCAGCUGUCUGCCUGGAUAUACAGGACAAUUGUAAGUAACAUUUUUUCACUUAUUGUUCAGAUAUUAUUUAAAUUAACUUUCUACAAUUUUAUAUACCUGUGGUAUGUUUAU